Molecule: messenger RNA, 3692 nt
Organism: Procambarus clarkii (red swamp crayfish)
Lineage: Eukaryota; Metazoa; Arthropoda; Malacostraca; Decapoda; Cambaridae
Product: transforming growth factor-beta receptor-associated protein 1
Biological process (GO): endosomal vesicle fusion; autophagy; vesicle-mediated transport
Cellular component (GO): membrane; cytoplasm
Source: RefSeq, a predicted model, not a curated record
GUUGGUGGAGUAAGCGACCCGUGCUGUCAGCCAGCUGGGAACCUCCUCCUUACUUCCCCUCACACGCCUCACUUCUCACUCUCACCUCUCACCUCUCACACCUCAUUCUCUUGUGAGGGGCUGACGGUAGAUCAUCAUCUUCCCCGAGAGGUGUCGUGGAGGACCGGGAGACACGCGAGAUAUGACUCUUAAGGCCUUUGACUUGGUUUCUGUGCUGGAUAGAACAGACCUUAAGAUUGAGUGUUUUGAAGCCAGUGGAAAUGAUCUGUACCUGGGAUCAGAUGGCAGCAUUGUGGUGCAUUUUCUUGUCGAAGAGCGGAUGCACAAUGCCACUGGCAAGAUAUUUUAUUCCACAAACAUUAUUAGCCAGAAGAACCUUGGAACAAAAAAGGCGGUUGUUCAGUUGAAGACUGCAUCUGCCCUCAGCCGUGUUAUGGCAUUAAGUGAUGGGAAUCUGUACCUCCUUGAUUCUGAUGUCCUAAACACCAUUGGCUCGGGCCCUAAGAUCAAGAAUGUCACUGUGUUCUGUGUUAAUGAAAAUCCAAAUACACUGGACCCUUUUACUGUUCAGUUGUGUGUUGGUAAAAGAAGAUGUAUACAAGUCUGCUCUCUUCAUGAAGACAGAGUCUCCUUUCUAAAAGAAUUGUCAACACCGGAGCCUGUGAAUGUUGCAAUGGAUGGAAAUUUUGUAUGUGUUGCAGGACAAGGGAAUUAUUGUGUGUUCAAUGUGGAAACAGGAUCCAGUCAAGAUCUGUUCCCAUAUGAUGCUACUACAACCUAUCCACAUGUCAAGAGAAUAGCAAAGGAGGAGUUUUUAUUAGCAGGGCCAGGCAACCUUGGCAUGUUCGUAACGGCAGCGGGCAUCUCCGAGCGUCCCCCAAUCCAGUGGAUGGAGAGCAUAUCGGCUGUUUCUUACUACCAUCCAUACAUAAUAACUAUUACCAAUCAGUUUAUUAGAGUGUAUAGUUUGAUUGACCAACAGCACAAACAAACCUUGAACUUUUCUGGUGGUGAAUUAGUUGGAAACUUUGAUGGUCAGCUUUAUGUGGCUGCCCACUCGUGCAUCUCCUGCCUCAUGCCUCAGCCCUGGACUGUGCAGGUUCAGACCUUAAUGGACAGUGAGAGAGUAGAAGAAGCUGUUGAGUUGGCAGAGCACAGUGGAGCAGUUGGAAUGAGUCAAGAACAAUAUCAACAGUUGUUCUGUACACUGCUUCAGAAGGCAGGCUUUAUCAAGCUGUCCCAUGGGGUCUACGAUCAAGCUCAGGAAUAUUUCCUCAGGGGCUCUGUUGAUGUUAGAGAGGUUAUCAGUUUGUACCCAGGCCUUUUGCCAGCAACUGUUGAGUUCAUGCGAGCUCAACCACCCCUGCACCACAUUGCUGAUAUAGCCCAAGCAAUGCAUGGUGACCAAAACAAGAUCGAGGAUGCAAAAACGUUCCUCUUUGGGUACCUCUUGCAUCUUCGAAACUUUGGGGAGCCCAUCAUGUACAGGACGGAAGUAGACACUGCCAUCAUCAAACUGUAUGCGGAGAAAGAAUCUUCUGACCUGCUGCUAUUCCUUGAUAGUGGGGACAUUGUGUGUAACUUGCCUGAGUGUGCACAGUGGCUGGAAGCCCAUCACCAGUACUCUGCCCUAGCUAAACUGUACAGAGUUCUUGGUGACCUUGACAAAUCUCUUGAAGUUCUUACACGACUUGUGAGAGAUGAAAUUAAAGACAAGCAUUUUAAAGGCGUACAAGAUUUGGUGGACUGCUUAACCUAUGCAACUGACCCAAAUGUUGUAUGGCGCUACUCAGACUUUGUGUUGGAUCGAAAUUCAGUGGAAGGCAUACGGGUAUUUACAGAAACUAAUGCAACGUUGGACCCCUCGCGCGUCUUGCAGGUACUCCAGCGUUAUCCAGAGGCAAGAUUAGGAUUUCUUCACCAUCUAAUUGACACAAAAAAAGUACAGGAUGAAAAGUAUCACACAGAGCUGGUACUGCACUAUGUAGAUGAGGCAGUGAGACUGAUAAGUGACGGACCAGCUUCUUCUGAACGCCUUGAGGAGGUUCGAGUGAAGCUGCAAGAAUUGCUCACUUCCUCUUGUUACUACCAACCUCAACCAGUACUUACCAGGAUGCACGGUACUAGUCUUCAUGUAGAAACGGCCGCAGUAUUUGGAAGGCUCGGUGAACAUGAAAAAGCUCUCUCUAUGCUGGUUCAUCAGUUAAAGGACUUUGCUGCAGCUGAACAGUAUUGCAUAGCACAGACCAGAGGGCCAAACAAUAUAUCUAAAUCCAAUAUCUUCCUCAAGCUACUUAAGAUAUAUCUACGACCACCACCUGGGGGUUCUGAAGAUGAGAUAGAACUUGCACCAGCCAUUGAACUUUUGUCAGUUCAUGCUGGGGAUUUAGAAGUAUCGGCAGUCUUAGGUCUUCUUCCACCCAGCUGGUCUCUCAGUAUUGUACAUCAUUACCUUCGAGCAGCUUUAAGAAACUCUUUGCACCAGAGUCGAAUCAAGCGAAUACAACAAACACUUGUUCGCACUGACAACAUACAACAAAAGUUCAUCCUGUAUAAGCUCUGCAAAGACAUGGGCCCCAUUCCAGUAGCUUCAAACAGAAUAUGUUGUGUGUGCAACCGAGGAUUCUCAAGCUCCGAGUUCAGCAUCUACCCCAAUGGAGUGAUGGCUCACCUGGCCUGUGCGCCUAACCCCAGCGUCUGUCCUCUAACCGGCACCGUUUUUCAAGUCUCGCGCGAGGUUACCAAGCCUAAGACGAAGGAGCAGUACUCAAGAUGAAGGGAACACUAAUCUUUUACGUCUGGUAACAUUUCAUUAUUAAUAUGCUAUGGUUAAGCAAAUUGUUAAUACAGUAUAUUAGACAAUAGAAAUGAUGUUUCUUGAUGCAAUUUAUUAAAACUUUUAACAUGUAGAUACUAGAAAUAUUGUUACAAUAAGCUUUGUGUGAUCGAGAUUUUGCUUCAAAGAUAGUCAGAAAAAUACUGUAUUUUGAACAUGGUUGUGAUCUUUCAAUUAAUAAUCCUUCAUGUAAUUAUCAUAUAAAGUGGCCCCUCUGUUUACGAAUAUAAUCCAUUCCCAGAGACAGUUCGUAACCCGAAAAUUCACACCCCAAAACAAAUUUUCCCAUAAAAAAUAAUGUAAAUUGAAUUAAUCCGUUCCACACUCUCAAAAAUAUUAACUUCAAAAUACAUUUCAUACCAAAUACACACAAAUAUUUAGUACUAUAGUAAGUACAAGUUAUAGCUUACCUUUAUUGAUGACUCUUAUUGGUGUAUGGAAGACGGUGAGGAGGGGGGGAGGAGUAGAGGUAUGAGUGUUUGGAAGGUGAGUCCCCUUCCAUUAUAACAUCAAGCAGUGAUGACAUUUCUGUGGUACUCUCCUACGUUUUGCAGGCAUACCACUAGGAACUGGUUGUGGCUCACUGCUUGCUUGUCUUACUAUGAAUCUAUCUAAAGACAUUUGUUUUUCCCUACAUUUUAACACUUGUCUGUAGUGAGACAUCACAUUGUCUUUAAUAAGGUCAUUGCAAUGGCCUGCUAAAGCUUUAUCUGGGCAAGUCUUUUCAACGAAACUUUGCAGUUCUUCUCAUACUGCACACAUUUUCUUAAUUAAUGAGGAAGGGACAUCUUCUACUGCCUCUUCCUUCCCUGAAGAUUUGUUGUACUGGUUAGCUAGUUCAACAACUAGUGUACUA